Peronospora belbahrii is the source of this 1317-nucleotide messenger RNA. The record is from the annotation of a GenBank genome assembly. NCBI's taxonomy places the organism in Eukaryota, Oomycota, Peronosporomycetes, Peronosporales, Peronosporaceae.
AUGCUCACCAACCUUCGCCGCGUGAACCUGCUCGAGCUGGACACGGCUGUCUCUGGUGGUAUAUGGGAGAAGUUUCUCAAACCGAGCACGAACUCUGUUGUGAACGAAAUAGAUAUCGUGGAGACAGAGGCUGAACUGGAGAUCAUGCGUCACCGUAAACCACGCAUAAAACCGGCAUCGCCAAAUUUUGACUCGGGACCUUGCAAGGAGCGCCCGGGAUUUUCUCUUGCUUCAAUUCCUGACAUUGUUCUGGGCCGUAGCCAUCGUUCUAAGUUGGGCAAGGGUUUGCUUGAGGAAGUCAUUGUGCGCUCAAAGAAGAUUCUGAAGCUACCGGAGGAUUACCAUCUUGGAAUCGUGCCAGCCUCGGACACUGGUGCAUUUGAGAUGGCCAUGUGGUGUAUGCUGGGGGAGCGUCCUGUGGAUGUAUGCUACUGGGAAUCAUUCGGCAAGCAGUGGUUUAAGGAUGUUACUACCGAGCUCAAGCUUGAAAAUGUUCGCGAGUUUGGCGCGCCGUUCGGCCAGAUUUCAGACUUUUCUCAAGUGAAUUGUGACCACGACGUGUUGUUCACGUGGAAUGGUACUACUAGUGGUGUCCGUGUUCCCAACGCUGACUGGAUUCCGGACGACCGCAAGGGUCUGAUCUUUAAUGAUGCUACGUCGGCUGCGUGUGCCAUGGAUAUUCCAUGGAACAAGAUUGAUGUGUGUACGUUCAGUUGGCAGAAGGUGCUUGGCGGUGAAGGUGGUCACGACGUUAUAAUUUUGAGUCCACGCGCUGUGGUGCGUUUGGAGUCGUUUGUGCCGGAGAACCGCCCAAUUCCUAAGAUCUUUUGCAUGACUAAUGCGAGCACAGUCAAGCUCCUAAAGAGCAUUUUCGAGGGUAGCACCAUCAACACGCCGUCGAUGCUGUGUGUCGAGGAUUAUCUUGACGCUCUGCGUUGGGCUGAGAGCGUGGGUGGCCAGGACGGACUGAUUGCGAUUUCGCAGCGCAACUUGAAGGUGCUCGAAGUCUUUGCAACCGAGAACUCGAGGUGGUUCAAGUUUCUCGCGACCAACAAGGAGAUCCGCUCCAGCACGUCCGUUUGCCUGCUGAUUGAUGGUAUGUCAAAGCAUCAUGUGAAGGAGAUGCAGGUGCUGCUGGAGCGAGAACAAGUCGCAUACGACGUAGGCUCCUACCGCGAUGCUCCACCUGGACUGCGUAUCUGGUGUGUCGUCACGAUAAAGACCAAGGCUUUGGAGGCUCUGCUACCGUGGAUCAAAUGGGCGUACCUUGAAGUGAAAAGUGCUCGGGAUGCCAAGACGGAGUAUAUAGAUAGAUGA